Messenger RNA from Exophiala viscosa, 4414 nucleotides. Its product is annotated as DNA-directed RNA polymerase II subunit RPB2. NCBI's taxonomy places the organism in Eukaryota, Fungi, Ascomycota, Eurotiomycetes, Chaetothyriales, Herpotrichiellaceae. Bases 33 to 3920 code for a protein of 1295 amino acids. Gene Ontology annotation, molecular function: DNA binding; ribonucleoside binding. Gene Ontology annotation, cellular component: RNA polymerase II, core complex. The transcript has a single exon. Gene Ontology annotation, biological process: DNA-templated transcription. The record is from RefSeq and is a predicted model, not a curated record.
GUGAAAACCUGCCAAACCUGCCAAGACCGGGAAUGGCCCCUUCUCGCCGCCUGCCUGCGCUUAUUCAAGUCCGAGUCGCGCGCAGGAGGCAACCCAAACCAAAAGUUUCCAGGACAUCUGGACAACUUCAUCCUCUUCUCACUCACGGUAGCCGGUCGCCCAUCAUGGCAGAUUACGAAGAGGCCGAUGGCUACUAUGGGGAUGAGGCUGCCGCCGACCAGGACAUCACUUCUGAAGACUGCUGGAAAGUCAUCAGUUCGUUCUUUGACAUUAAGAAACUCGCGUCCAUGCAAAUCGACUCUUUCAACCAUUUCAUGAGAUCCGGGCUACAAGAUUUGGUCAACGAAAAGGGAGGCGUUACGCUCGAUCAUGCGCAAAAUGUUGACGACGAUGAUCCGAAUCCAGUGGUCAUCAAGAGACACGAAGUCAAGUUUGGGAAAGUUACGCUCAGCAAACCCAACAUGGUUGAAGGCGACGGCGUUACUACCGACUGUAUGCCUCACGAAGCCCGACUACGAAGUCUUACCUACGCGAGUCCCGUCUUUGUGAAAAUGACGAAGAAAACAUAUUAUGCAAAAGAGAGACCGUGGGAUGAUGAAGGUGUAGAUCAAGGCGUGAUGAAAGAUGAUGGCACCGAGCUGUUUUGGCGUGAGAGCACAGAACCAGAAGAGGACGAGGGAGUGGAGAAAGAGGUAUACAUAGGGAAGAUACCGAUCAUGGUCAGAAGUAUGACCUGCCAUCUCAUGAGCGACAGAUUUCAAAGCGAUAAAGAUCUGUUCGCUUGGGGAGAAUGUCCGUACGACCAGGGUGGCUACUUCAUCAUCAACGGCAGUGAAAAGGUGCUCAUUGCUCAAGAACGAAGUGCCGGCAAUAUCGUGCAGGUCUUCCAGAAGGCUGCACCGGCUCCAUUCACACAUCUUGCCGAAAUCAGAUCAGUCAUUGACCGUGGCGCUCGGAUGAUGUCCCAAUGCACGGUAAAACUUUUCCGCAGAGUCGAUGGUCCCGAAGGUACCAAGAUCGAUAAUCCCAUCCGAGUCCAGCUACCCUACGUCAAAGCAGACAUACCGCUCGUGAUAGUGUUCCGAGCCUUGGAUAUCGUCUCUGAUGCAGAUAUCUUGGAGAAGAUCUGCUUCGAUCAAAGUGACAAAGAAAUGAUGGAUAUGUUGAUGGGCUCGCUUCAGGAGGGUCAAGCUAUACAGGGCGCUGAUCUCGCAAGAGACUUCAUUGCUCGUCGUGGUAAUGUUCCGACGUUGAAGGCCCAUGAACGACAGAAACAUGCUACGGACAUCCUGCAGAAGGAGUUCCUACCACAUAUCGGACAAGGUCCCGAUGCUACUGCGAGAAAAGCCUUCUUCCUUGGCUACAUGGUCAACCGCCUGUUGAAAUGUGCUCUUGGACGCGCAGAACCAGAUGAUCGAGAUCAUCUUGGCAAGAAGCGAUUGGACCUGGCUGGACCACUAAUGACCAAUCUCUUCCGUCUGCAAUUUGACAAAGCGACCAAGGACUUCUACCGCUACAUGCAGAAGCGCGUCGAAUCAGGCCAGCCCAUCAAUGUGAUGGCCGGAUUCAAGCAUCCGAUCGUCACCAGUGGAUUGAAGUACUCUUUGGCCACUGGUAAUUGGGGUGACCAAAAGAAACUUGACAAGGCCAAAGCUGGCGUGUCUCAAGUGCUCAGUCGUUAUACCUUCGCCUCAACCCUCUCACAUCUUCGUCGAACCAAUGCACCCAUUGGUCGAGAAGGUAAAAUCGCUAAGCCUCGUCAAUUACACAAUACUCACUGGGGUUAUGUAUGUCCGGCUGAAACGCCUGAAGGACAAGCCUGUGGUCUGGUCAAGAAUCUGUCACUAAUGUCCAUGGUUACGAACUCCUACGAAACCGGGCCUCUGGUCAACUACGUCUUAACGAAACAUGUGGAAGCCUUGGAAGACUGGGAGCCUCGCUUAAAUCCUCAAGCUACCAAAGUUUUUGUGGAUGGCGUGUGGUUCGCAGUCGUCCUGCGAGAUCCCAAGCGUCUCGUCGAUGACCUGCGCAAACUCCGAAGGAAAGCUGUUUUCGAUUCUCAGGUCAGUCUGGUCUGGGACAUCCGUGAAAAAGAGUUCAAGAUCUCUGGUGAUUCCGGAAGAAUCGUCCGUCCCUUGUUCGUCGUCGAGACAGAUCGGUCGUCCGAGAAUGUUGGAAACCUCGUCUUGAACAAAGAGCACGUCAACAAGCUCGAUCAAACAGCGUACUUGAAAGAAAGUGGCUUCCAGUUCAACGACGAAGUCAAGCCUUAUGGCUGGCAAGACCUCCUCGAAUCUGGUGUAGUGGAAUAUCUUGACGCUGAAGAAGAAGAGACUGCCAUGUUAGUCAUGACGCCCGAGGCAUUGGCCGACUCGAAAGCGAGAUGGCUAGGUAUGGAGAUCGAGGGCGAGGAAGAUCCGCUCAGCAGGAACGACCCUCUCCUCAAUCCUUUCUCCCAUACCUUCACUCACUGCGAGAUCCAUCCAAGUAUGAUUCUGGGUGUGUGCGCAAGCAUCAUCCCCUUCCCCGACCACAACCAAUCACCACGUAACACUUACCAGUCGGCUAUGGGUAAGCAAGCCAUGGGUGUUUUCCUCACAAACUUCGACCAGCGCAUGGAGACGAUGUCGAACAUUCUUUACUAUCCCCAGAAACCUCUAGCCAGAACAAUGUCUAUGGACUACUUGAAGUUCCGAGAACUUCCAGCCGGACAGAACGCUAUCGUGGCAAUCGCAGUCUACUCGGGUUACAACCAGGAAGAUUCCGUCAUUAUGAACCAGAGUUCGAUCGAUCGUGGUCUUUUCAGGUCGCUGUUCUACCGUGCCUAUCAAGAUCAAGAAAAGAGUGUCGGACACUCAGUCGUCGAACAAUUUGAAAAGCCUUUGAGAUCGGAUACUCUCCGUCUCAAGCAUGGUACAUACGACAAGAUAGACGAUGAUGGUAUCGUCGCUCCUGGAGUCCGUGUCAGUGGUGAAGAUAUUAUCAUGGGCAAGACAGCACCUAUGGCGCCCGACGCCGAAGAGCUUGGCCAAAGACAGAAACAGCACAUCAAGCGCGACGUGUCAACACCACUUCGAUCGACAGAGUCAGGCAUUGUCGAUCAAGUCAUGCUUACUACCACUGCGGAGGGCCACCGCUUUGCCAAGGUCCGAGUGCGAACAACCAAGGUUCCUCAGAUCGGCGACAAAUUCGCAUCCCGGCACGGUCAAAAGGGUACUAUUGGUAUCACAUACCGUCACGAAGACAUGCCUUUCAGCAGAGAAGGUAUCGUACCUGAUCUGAUCAUCAACCCUCACGCCAUUCCCUCUCGAAUGACUAUUGCCCAUUUGAUCGAGUGUCAAUUGUCCAAGGUCGCCACACUCCGUGGUGAUGAAGGCGACGCCACGCCUUUCACUAAGGUCACCGUCACCCAGAUCUCGGACAUCCUCCGCAGAAUGGGCUACCAGUCCCGCGGUUUCGAGGUGAUGUACAACGGCCACACGGGCCGCAAGAUGGUGGCCCAGGUCUUCCUUGGCCCAACGUACUACCAGCGACUGCGGCACAUGGUCGACGACAAGAUCCACUCUCGGGCUCGUGGUCCUACACAGAUUCUCACCCGCCAGCCUGUCGAAGGUCGUGCACGAGACGGUGGUCUACGUUUCGGAGAAAUGGAGCGCGAUUGCAUGAUUGCCCACGGCGCCAGUUCGUUCUUGAAGGAGCGCCUGUUCGAUGUCUCGGAUCCGUUCAGAGUGCAUGUAUGCGACAUCUGCGGGUUGAUGACGGUCAUCGCCAAGCUCAAGAAGAACACUUUUGAGUGCAAGAAUUGCAACAACAAGAACAAGAUCAGUCAGAUCCAUAUCCCCUAUGCGGCCAAGCUUUUGUUCCAAGAGCUUUGGAGCAUGAACAUCGCCGCCCGGCUGUACACCAAGAGAAGUCGUUAGGAACGCGCUCGAGAUGCUGCUGUCGCUGCUGCUGCGGCUGCAAGAGAGGCUCGAGAGGGUAGGGUCAAGAGGGAACGUGAACAACAUGCUGAUGAGGAUGAUUGACCUCUUUACCAUUCCUGGAAGGAAAGGGGAGACAAAAGUUGAUAUCGGUGGGCAUGGCCACAUGGCGAGAGAAAUGCUUUCCCUUCCACUAUUACCAAAACAUCAUCAUGUAUUCCACCUUAAGCGUGCAUUCGCUACCAAUGCGGAGUCAGAAGGGAAAAGGGGCGGGGCUUGGUGUCUGUGAAAGUUUUCAGCGCGUUGUAUUAUAUCCCAGAGCUGCAUUCUUAGAAGAACUUGCAGGACGCUAAGCUAGAGAAAAUGAUUCUUUUAGAGCCGAUGACCUCCAUUCUGACAAAGGCCAAGGCUCUAUCGUUGUGUGCGAAGGACUCCGAGAUGACAAUAAGAAAUAGCACCUAUUUGAACUUGAGAUGCGACACUGGCCAAACAGC